Molecule: messenger RNA, 1084 nt
Organism: Daldinia vernicosa
Lineage: Eukaryota; Fungi; Ascomycota; Sordariomycetes; Xylariales; Hypoxylaceae
Exons: 1
Coding region: 303-980 (225 amino acids)
Source: RefSeq, a predicted model, not a curated record
GCUCUAGCUCGACAGCUGCCUAAAUAGUAAAUUAAAAUAAGUCAUGCGUUCGAAGGACUGUGCCGUGCGCUAAAAGGAAAUGACAAGACCUUUUUGCCGUUUCAAUUCUCUUCACCUUUUUCUCUUUUGCCUCUUCCUUACGAAGUGUAAAUCUUUCCUGUCGUGGCAAUCCCAAAUAAAAAGGGCUGCCGUCCAUUCGUUCCUACAUAACAUAUACUCACUACUGCACAUCAUCUCCAAGUCUGAAUUAAUCCUACCUCUUGGCAAUUACUCUUGUCGUAUUUUCCUCCGUAUUAAACGCCAUGUACGCCAAGGCACCCACAGUCCUCCUGGCCGCACUGCUUGCGGGACAGGCCGCCGCCAAGACCGACAUAGCCGGCUGCGUAUCGUCUGCAACUGUAAAAUAUGGGGGCGCCAGCUUGAUCUGGUACGUCCCGGACACCGGCGAGAUUUGCGAGUUCCUCGACUGUGGCGGCGGGCGUGCACCACCCAAGACAACCGUUCCGGGCUGCGAUGGCUACUCAGGAACCGCCACCUAUUCGCCCAGCUUCCUGCCGGGUUUCGGUGCCUCCGCGACUCCUACUUCGACUGCAAACUCUGCUCCGGCCUCUACCUCGGCCGCUACGUCCGCGUCUAGCUCUAGCUCGGCGUCUGGCGAAUCUUCCGGGGAAUCCUCUGGCUCGACAGCCACCUCGGCAGCAAGCUCGGCUUCUGUUACUGGUACAUCAACCGGUGUAACCUCUAUCGCUACUAUCACUUCAGCACCGACUGCAACACUGGAAAUAAGCACAGGCGGUGCCUCGAAUAGUGAGUCUUCCACAUCAACUGGAGGCUCAACUGGAAGAAGUUCUCAAGGAGCCGAGUCUGCCAGCACUUCUGGCGCGAGCAGUGUUUCCGAAGCAGCAGCUAUGCCGACCGCAGCUGUGAAGGGUGCUAUGCGCGUGGCAGUUGGCUUGGUGGCGGGUAUGGCAAUGUUAUAAGUAAUGGUCUUAGUUGAGGAUAGUCACUACUGGUCUGUAUGAGUUUGGUUGGAUAUAAUGCUUGAUUGAAUCAUAAAUAUUAAUAGAUGCUUAUUAGCAACAAA